UUAUCAUAACUUAUAAAGGGAAUACGCAACAAUUAAAAAUUGUCCAACAACGAAAACGCAAAAGGAAAAGAAAGAAAUUCUACUCUACUUUAUAAAAAUUCCCCAAAAUCCAAAAAGGAAAAAAGUCAAAAACAAAAAUUUGUUUCUUCAAAUUCGUAAAGUAAACGAAACGUCAAAAAGUUACUCAUACUUAUCAUUAGAGAGCCUAAGCAAAGAGCUACAACAAAAAAAAAACAUAGAAUUACGAAAUAGUGUUUUGUACUUCGUAAAAGACAGUAACUAAGAAAAACUAAACUAAACCUAGAAGUUUGUUAAUUGGGCCUAAGCCUAGCCUUUUAAAAAAAAAAAACCCAAAUUAAAAUUUUUUUAAACAAAGUUUAAACAUAAUUUACAACCAUUCAUUAUCUACGUAGAAAACGCCGAAGAAAGAAAAUUAAAAAAAUGAACUUACAUCUUUUAUUACUGGCCCUGCUGGUGUUCAUCAGUAGUUAUGGUUCUGAGGCCAGAGCCAUUGAUGAUGUUGACAAUUCCAUAGAGUCGGGUGCUGGUGAUCAAUCAGCGGCCACGGGCCCAUCAUCGGCUUCGCUACAACCUCGUACACGUUUUGGUCAGGAUUGGAUUAAAUUCACUAAAACUCCUCCCGUUAAGAUUUUACAAAGUUUGGGUUCUCCUGUUGAGAUUGCUUGCGAAGUAAUGGGCUCUCAAAUACCCACAAUUCAGUGGGUUGUCGGUCAUAUUCCUUUGUCAGAGAUCGAAACUAUCGAAUCGAAUGUAAUCUCUGAAUCAAGUGCUAGUGCCAUUGUUAAAGUACGUUCCGUACACGUCAUCGAUCAUAUGUUAAGUGAAGCACGCACCUACACCUGUGUAGGACGUACCGGUUCUAAAACCGUUUAUGCCUCUACCAUUGUUUAUCCACAGUCUGAUCUUAAAGAUUUAGUACAAGUACGUGAAAAACCUUUUAUGGGUCAUGUCAAACCACGUAUCGUGUACAGUGAAAGAAUGCAUUUAGAUUUGGUAGGAUCAAAUGUGGUAUUGCCCUGUAAGGUGCAUGCCCGUCCCCGUGCCGAAGUAUUCUGGAUGAAUGAUGAGGGUAAUUUGAUUGAACAAAAUCAACGUUUCAAAUUAUUACCCUCGGGAGAUUUAUUGAUAUCCGAUUUGAAAUGGGAAGAUAUGGGUGCCUAUAAGUGUAUAGCACGUAAUGCUUUGGGCAAAGAUACAGCUGAUGCAUUUAUUUAUCCAGUACAGAAAGAAGACAAAUAAAUAUUAGCUAAGAAUGGACCACCCCUCCCCCCCUAAAGCACUAUUAAACAUUUAGAAAUUGGACCUUUAAAUGAAAACCUAAAUAUAAUUUGCCUGGAAUUAAGAUGGGAAAAAACAAAACAAAAAAACCUUUAAACAAAUAUAUACAUUUAUAUAUA
Molecule: messenger RNA, 1418 nt
Organism: Lucilia cuprina (Australian sheep blowfly)
Lineage: Eukaryota; Metazoa; Arthropoda; Insecta; Diptera; Calliphoridae
Gene: ImpL2
Product: neural/ectodermal development factor IMP-L2
Exons: 4
Coding region: 442-1260 (272 amino acids)
Biological process (GO): axon guidance; dendrite self-avoidance; homophilic cell-cell adhesion
Cellular component (GO): plasma membrane; axon
Molecular function (GO): cell-cell adhesion mediator activity
Source: RefSeq, a predicted model, not a curated record